This is a messenger RNA of Otolemur garnettii (small-eared galago), 994 nucleotides long. RefSeq names its product olfactory receptor 51L1-like. Gene Ontology annotation, molecular function: olfactory receptor activity; G protein-coupled receptor activity. The coding region runs from base 47 to 994 and encodes 315 amino acids. The transcript is spliced from 2 exons. Gene Ontology annotation, cellular component: membrane. NCBI's taxonomy places the organism in Eukaryota, Metazoa, Chordata, Mammalia, Primates, Galagidae. Gene Ontology annotation, biological process: G protein-coupled receptor signaling pathway. The record is from RefSeq and is a predicted model, not a curated record.
CUACAGACAAAAAGGCACCAGCUGACCAGUGCUCUUCACGUCGAGGAUGUCCACACUACCAAGUGCAAACCUGAGCUUCUCUACGUUCCUGCUGACCGGCUUCCCAGGACUAGAGUGGGCGCACCGGUGGAUCUCACUGCCGAUUUCUGUAGGAUACCUAGUGGCCCUUGUGGGUAAUGUCACUAUCUUGCAUCUGGUGAGAACUGACUCUUCCCUCCACCAGCCCAUGUACUACUUCCUGGCCAUCCUGGCUGUGACGGACUUGGGCUUGUGCAUGUCCACGCUGCCCUCCGUGCUGGGCGUGCUGUGGUUCGAUGUGCGGACGGUGCGCCUGGUGCCCUGUGUUCUGCAGCAGCACUUCCUCCACUCCUUCUCCUUCAUGGAGUCCGCCGUGCUGUUUGCAAUGGCUGUGGACCGCUUGGUGGCCAUCCGAUUCCCACUGCGCUAUGCAUCUGUACUCACGGGUCCUCGCGUGGCCUUGGCUGGGGCUGUCCUGGGCAUGCGGAGUGCCGCCAUCACUGCUGCGCCCUCACUGCACCUACUGAAAUUUGACUACUGCCACCCUGGGGCGCUCUCUCAUGCUUACUGUCUUCACCAGGACAUGAUCCGCCUGGCCUGCUCUGACACACGUUUCAACAGGCUCUACGGGCUGUGCAUCAUCAUGCUAGCCAUGGGCUCAGAUGUCCUUUUCAUCCUGCUCUCCUACACCAUCAUCCUCCGCACUGUGCUCGCCAUCGCCUCCGCAGGAGAGCGGCUCAAGGCCCUCAACACCUGUAUCUCCCACAUCCUGGCAGUGCUCUGCUUCUAUGUGCCAGUGCUAGGCCUGUCCAUUGUGCACAGAUUCGGCCGCCACACCUCACCCCUGGCUCACAUCCUCAUGGGCACCGUCUCUGUGCUCUUCCCGCCCCUGAUGAACCCAGUUAUCUACAGUGUCAAGACCCAGCAGAUCCGCAGGGCCAUUCUCAAGGUGGUUUCACUGGGGAAGAUAAAGUGA